Messenger RNA from Saccharomyces eubayanus, 1287 nucleotides. RefSeq names its product homocitrate synthase LYS20 (gene LYS20). Gene Ontology annotation, molecular function: homocitrate synthase activity. The transcript has a single exon. Lineage: Eukaryota; Fungi; Ascomycota; Saccharomycetes; Saccharomycetales; Saccharomycetaceae. Gene Ontology annotation, cellular component: mitochondrion. The record is from RefSeq and is a predicted model, not a curated record. Bases 1 to 1287 code for a protein of 428 amino acids.
AUGACUGCUGCUAAACCAAAUCCAUAUGCUGCCAAGCCAGGUGACUAUCUCUCCAACGUAAAUAAUUUCCAACUGAUUGAUUCGACCCUAAGAGAGGGUGAGCAAUUUGCCAAUGCGUUCUUUGACACUGAAAAGAAGAUUGAAAUUGCCAAGGCCUUGGACGACUUCGGUGUGGACUACAUCGAGUUGACUUCUCCCGUGGCCUCCGAACAAUCCAAGAAGGACUGUGAAGCCAUCUGUAAACUAGGAUUGAAGGCCAAGAUCCUAACGCAUAUCCGUUGUCACAUGGACGAUGCCAGAGUUGCCGUGGAGACCGGUGUGGACGGUGUCGAUGUGGUUAUCGGCACUUCCAAGUUCUUGAGACAGUAUUCCCACGGUAAAGACAUGAACUACAUUGCCAAGAGUGCCGUCGAAGUCAUUGAGUUCGUCAAAUCCAAGGGUAUUGAAAUCAGAUUCUCUUCAGAAGAUUCGUUCAGAAGUGACUUGGUCGACCUGUUGAACAUCUACAAGACCGUUGACAAGAUCGGUGUAAAUAGAGUCGGUAUCGCCGAUACUGUUGGGUGUGCCAACCCAAGACAAGUGUACGAACUUAUCAGAACUUUGAAGAGUGUGGUUUCCUGUGACAUCGAAUGUCAUUUCCAUAAUGAUACCGGUUGCGCCAUUGCCAACGCCUACACUGCCUUGGAGGGUGGUGCUAGGUUGAUCGAUGUCAGUGUGCUGGGUAUUGGUGAAAGAAACGGUAUCACUCCACUCGGUGGGCUAAUGGCAAGAAUGAUCGUAGCCGCCCCUGAAUACGUCAAGUCCAAAUACAAGUUGCAUAAGAUCAGAGACAUCGAAAACCUGGUAGCAGAUGCUGUAGAGGUCAACAUUCCAUUCAACAACCCUAUCACUGGGUUCUGUGCAUUCACACACAAGGCUGGUAUCCACGCCAAGGCCAUUCUAGCGAAUCCUUCCACUUACGAAAUCUUGGACCCACAAGAUUUCGGUAUGAAGAGGUAUAUCCACUUCGCCAACAGAUUGACGGGCUGGAACGCCAUCAAGGCCAGAGUAGACCAGCUGAACCUGAAUCUGACAGACCCCCAGGUCAAGGAGAUCACCGCAAAGAUCAAGAAGCUGGGCGACGUGAGGGCCUUGAACAUCGACGACGUCGACUCCAUCAUCAAGAACUUCCACGCUGAGGUCACCACCCCGCAACUACAGUCUGCAAGAAAGAACAAGCAAGAAGACAGCGACGUUCCAGCACUCAACUCUGUCCCGGCCGCCAAGCGGGCCAAGCCGACCGUUUAA